This is a messenger RNA of Linnemannia hyalina, 1206 nucleotides long. Lineage: Eukaryota; Fungi; Mortierellomycota; Mortierellomycetes; Mortierellales; Mortierellaceae. The record is from the annotation of a GenBank genome assembly.
AUGCAGGGCGACGAAAUGACCCGUAUCAUUUGGGACAUUAUUCGAGACAAGUUGAUUCUCCCAUACGUCGACUUGGAUAUCAAGUUCUUCGAUCUCGGCAUCCAACACCGCGACCAAACCGACGACCAAGUCACAAUCGACGCUGCCGAGGCGAUCAAGAAGUACAAGGUCGGCAUCAAGUGCGCCACCAUUACUCCGGACGAGGCUCGUGUCAUCGAGUUCAACCUCAAGCAGAUGUGGAAAUCUCCCAACGGCACGAUCCGCAACAUUCUGGGAGGUACUGUGUUCCGUGAGCCUAUUCUCUGUAAAAACAUUCCCAAACUGGUCCCAGGAUGGACUCAGCCUAUCGUCUUGGGACGCCACGCCUUUGGUGACCAGUACAAGGCUACCGAUAUCGUUGUGAACGGACCUGGCCGUUUAGAGCUUGUCUUUACGCCAAAGGAUGGAUCCGAGAAGAAGAACUUCGUUGUCUAUGACUUUGAAGGGCCCGGAGUUGCCCUUGCUAUGUACAACCACGAUGAGUCGAUUACGGGUUUCGCUCACUCGUGCUUCAAGGUUGCACUGGAUAAGUCAUACCCUCUGUACAUGUCGACCAAGAACACCAUCUUGAAGAAAUAUGACGGCCGCUUUAAGGAUAUCUUCCAGGAGAUCUAUGAGCGCGACUACAAGUCACAGUUCGAAGCCAAGAAGAUCUGGUAUGAGCACCGUCUCAUCGACGACAUGGUCGCACAGAUGCUCAAGUCAUCGGGAGGAUUUGUUUGGGCCUGCAAGAACUAUGACGGUGAUGUUCAGUCGGAUAUCGUUGCCCAGGGGUAUGGCUCCCUCGGACUCAUGACAUCCGUUCUUUUGACACCGGAUGGUCAGUGCUGCGAGGCAGAGGCAGCCCAUGGGACCGUGACUCGACACUACCGCGAACACCAGCGGGGCCGCGAGACUUCGACCAACCCUAUUGCAUCCAUCUUUGCCUGGACACGUGGGCUUGAGUUCCGCGCCAAGCUCGAUGGCAACGCGGCAUUGAACGACUUUGCUCAGCAGCUCGAACGUGUCUGUAUUGAUACGAUUGAAGCUGGCGACAUGACCAAGGACUUGGCGUUGAUUAUCCACGGCAAGAACCUCAAGCGCGAGCACUACCUCAACACUUUUGACUUUAUGGAUCGUUUGGCAAGCAACCUUCGCAAACGCAGAGGUCUGCAACCCGCCCUUUGA